ACCUGACCAUUCACUUCAUUAAACUGAUUGUUACCUUAUCUAUCAUGUGUGGGGCUAAGACCCAUGUUUGUUUCAGGAAACACUGCUUGUUCCUCAUCCAGACAUAGUCUCUCAAGAGCACUACAGAAGCCACAGUCGCUCUUUAGACUUCCUUUCUCAAUAUGAAGUAGCUGAUUAUCUUGUCAUCCCAAUUAAGGCAGUUACACUGCAGACUCUGCAUAGAGCUGACUUGACAGACUUACUUCUCAUACCAUUUUCCCAACAACCUUUUCCUUGACUUGCUCCAUAAUAUUGAAUAGGAUUUGGCUGGGGUGGUGCAUGUGGUGGAAUGGGAAGAGCAGGGGUUUAGGGACAGAGAAACAAUCUUUUUCAUGUGUGCUACAAGGAGAGAGCAUCAAAGCUGCUGGAAAGGGCCGGAACAAUCAUCGAGCUCGCAACAAGCGGGGAAGUCGGGCUCGGGCCAGCAAGGACACCUCCAAGCUGCUGUUGCUGUAUGAUGAGGACAUUCUCGAACGAGAUCCCCUCAGGGAGCAGAAGGACUUGGCCUUUGCCCAAGCUUAUCUGACCAGGGUACGAGAAGCCCUACAACAUAUCCCUGGCAAGUAUGAAGACUUCCUUCAAGUCAUCUAUGAAUUUGAGUCAAGUACCCAGAGACAGACGGCUGUAGAUCUCUACAAAAGCCUGCAAAUUCUGCUCCAAGACUGGCCUCAGCUGUUGAAAGACUUUGCUGCUUUCCUGUUACCUGAGCAAGCUCUGGCCUGUGGAUUAGUAAGUGAAUGGGGAAAAAAGUACACUGGGACUUCUGGAUCCGAGUGAGAAUGGGAUUGAAUGGGGUUGAAUAAGACUGUUUCAAUCUCCCAACUCCUUCCAGACACACAGACAUCCCCUAGCCCAAAGUGAUAAGAGCCUCUGUCUUUUCAAGGGAUUAUCUUUCCAAUCCCAUGCUCCCAUUUUCUUUACAUGAUAAAUGAGAGGGUUUUACCUGUAGUUGCCAAAGGAGACUUUAGGUGAGUCAUAUGCUCUCUGCUUCUCACUGGUAUCAAACCAGACAUUCAUUUAACAAGUAUUUGUUAAGUGCCUCCUAACUGUCAGACAAUUCCUGACCUCGAUUGCUAAGAAUAUAGCAAUUACAAAAGACUAAAAUCCCUGCCCUCAUGGAGCUUACAUUUUCAUGGGGAAGUUCAGAUGAUA
Molecule: messenger RNA, 1191 nt
Organism: Piliocolobus tephrosceles (Ugandan red Colobus)
Lineage: Eukaryota; Metazoa; Chordata; Mammalia; Primates; Cercopithecidae
Product: GON-4-like protein
Exons: 2
Coding region: 319-816 (165 amino acids)
Biological process (GO): regulation of DNA-templated transcription
Cellular component (GO): nucleus
Molecular function (GO): transcription coregulator activity
Source: RefSeq, a predicted model, not a curated record